Betta splendens (Siamese fighting fish) is the source of this 3279-nucleotide messenger RNA. RefSeq names its product glutamate receptor ionotropic, NMDA 2A-like. The record is from RefSeq and is a predicted model, not a curated record. NCBI's taxonomy places the organism in Eukaryota, Metazoa, Chordata, Actinopteri, Anabantiformes, Osphronemidae. The transcript has 5 exons. Bases 1009 to 1653 code for a protein of 214 amino acids.
GGAUGGGCGGGAGAGGGGAGACAGAGCGCUUCCAGCUCAGUAUCCGUCCUCAUGAGGCAGGCAGAGCUUGACGAGCAGCGGCUCCAAUGCCUUUUUUCCUCCCACUGUGUUGCUGCUGCAACAAUGUCCAACCUGUGUGAGUGGCGCGUCCCCUCAGACCGGAGUUGAGAGAGCGACAGACGGGGACGGAGCGAGGACGUGUGUGUCUCUUUGUCAUCUGGAUGGGAAGUGCUUUUUGGGAGGAGAGGCGGCAGAAAGCAGAAGGCAGCUGGGGAAGGGGAGCCACUGGCAGCAGCCAAUCCCCCCUUCCGCUCUCAGACUGGAGACGACGGAGGCCACUGGAGUAUUUGCUUUUAUCUUUCGUUUUUUGUUCUUUUUUUUCCUCAUCGCGCUGCUGGGAGGUGCUUUGCCUUUUCAUUUGCUCGCUCUCUCGGUCCUCUGUCUUCUCAUCUAUUUCGCCAUUUACCUGGUCAACAAUUUCUUCUAUUUAUGAGCCAGACAAGGAGGCAGAGAGAGACAGAGAAAGAGAAAGAGGACGGGGCCUGUUUUUCCUCCUCUUUUUUUUCCUCCCGUCCAUUCAUUCCGUUCUUCCCCAUCCCUGUGCAUCCCACGCUCCCUCCCUCCCGCCCGCCCUCCUCCACCUCCCCCCGCUCCUCCUCACCGCUCCGCUCACUGUCCACCCGUAACUUUUUGACUCCACCUGUCUUUUAAUUUCUCUGAUAGAGACCUUUUAAUCGCUUGCCUGUGUUUUCUAUUGAUGCCUUUUUCACUUUUGUACCUUUUCCUAUUUUUCCCUUGCAUCUUUUUUGGGCGCUUCUUAAAUCUGACCAUAGAGCGGCCGACGUCGGGACCGAAGCUGCUGCUCUUCCCCUGAAAACGCUGCGUUAGCCUUUGGACCAGUUUUUGGGGAUUUUACUGAAGACUGCUUUCGGCCUCCCCCAGUCUGAGGCUAUGAGAGGAAGGGAGGAGUCCCAGGCCGCGCCAUCAUGCUACUUCUGAGAAGCUGGGAUGAGACUCUGGCCGGCACCACACCAGGUUCUGAUCUCCCACUCCUCCACCAUGCCUGCCUGCGGCUGCAGCCCCUCUCCGCCCCGCAUCCACGCCAGCGAGCGGCUCCGGCGGGUAGGACCCUCGCGCCCACCUCCUCCUCCAUCGACCCGGGGCCGCGCCGGCGCCUCCCUCGCCCUCCCCCUCCUCUUCCUGCUGCUCUGCCUUUUCCACCUGCCCCCAAGCUGCCACUCGCGGAGAGAGAAGGGCGGGGUAGGAGGCGGCGGCCACUACAUCCCCAUCCCACAGCCCCCUCCCCACCACAUGGCGCUGCCCAACAUCCUGCGGGGCCUCAGCAUCGCUGUGGUGCUGGUGGGCAACUCCAGUGAGGUGGCGCUGGCUGGGGCCCGGGAGAAGGAGGACUUUCUCCACAUGGCGCCCAACGUGGAGGUGCUGACCAUGAACGAGACGGACCCUAAAAGCAUCAUCAAGAGCAUCUGUGACCUCAUGACGGAGCACUGGCUGCAGGGCGUGGUGUUCGGGGACGACACCGACCAGGAGGCCAUUGCUCAGAUCCUGGACUUCAUUUCAGCCCAGACCCACAUCCCCAUCCUGGGAGUCCGAGGGGGCUCAUCCAUGAUCAUGGCUGCUAAGGAAGGACGAUAACAGGCAGCGGCGCAGGAGGCGGACGAUCCAGCAGUUCCACUUGUGGUGUGGGCUGAACAGGAAGAACAAGAAAAUUCAAUAAAAUGCACCCGCUGAACUGCCGUGGAGCAGUUCCUGCUCACGUGCUCAUCUGAAGCCAGUGCUAGUGUUUGGUGAAACAGAGCCACACAGCAUCAUGUGAGUCCUCAGCCUUUAUGGACGCUCGUCCUCCGAUGAAGAGCACACAGUCUGUAGUUACUGGCAGAGUGAGUUAAAGAGAUGAAGCCAGAAGCUCCGCUGUCACCACGGAGGAGGAGGAGGAGGAGGAGGGAGACGGAUGGAGGCGAGGCCGCUCACUGUAGCCAUGAACAGAGCAGGGAGGAUGAGGAGGGCGAAGGCAGGGAGACCUCCGACGCUGAGGAAGAGGAGCAGGAACGCUGCUCCUUCGCGGCCUGAAUGGAGGAGGAGGGACCGAGAGCAAAGAUGGAUAGAGAGCAGCUGCAGACACAUCUGUGAAAGACGGGUGAUGGAGGAGGAGGACGAGGAGAGGAAGGAGGUUCCGGCCAACACGGCACAGCAGGCCACGGUCUGCCGGUCUGCAGCUGGAGCCGCUGGUUCAGGUUCGGUACCGACGGGACGAGCGUCACGCUCUGACGCGGUGGCCGCCAUCUUUGUUCCACUGACGCGUCCUCCAGCAGCAGAGCAGCAGGACACCAUCAAUUAACUUUUGCCCAAAUAAUUUGGGCUUUUCAUCCUUUGAAACGUGGGCGUUCGAGCCCUUUGUGAGAGGAGAGAGAGAGCAAUUUGUGUGUAAUUGCUCGGAGCCAGCGAGUGGACGCUGCUGAAGCGAGCGCAGGCUCCUUCCCUCGGUUUGAGUCCUCGUCUUCCUGGGGUUUGAGCCCAUAAAUGCUUCGUUUAUAUCCUCAAUUAAUGUCCUACAUCUGCACCUAUUGUUGCAGCGGCUGAGGUGCUGUACUCCAUUAAUGUAAUGUGCUGCAGCUUGGCACUGCGUUUGCAAAUGAUAAGAGAAUUAACAGUGAGUGUUCCUGUGCCUCGCGUCCCGUGUUUGCGUUUCACCCUCGGCCCUCGCUCUCUCGCUCCCUCUCUCGCUCGCUCUCUCGCUCUCUGUUCUCGUUUCUUUCACAUCUCUUUCCUCUAAUUGUUUGCUCCAUUCGUGUGUUCUGUGGUGUCCAGUACAGCUCGAUAAACCAGAGCUUUCUGAUCCCCCUUUCAUCCUGGAUGUGUUCUCUCUCUUUCUACCUUUGUCCAUUUUUAUCCCCUGCUGCUUCUUUGUUAGCAGUUUUUGUAUCUGUGUGUCUCUGACAGUCUCUCGCGGCUGUUUUUCAGUUGCAAAAGCUUCACCUAGAAAAGCCUUUAUCUGGAGCCUCAGAGAACCUUUAACUGAGUGAGUUACUAGAUAAAAUGGUGCUAAGGACUGAAGGACAAACAGGUCUGUCUUCAUCCAAAUUUUUGUCACCUCAACAAAAUGUACGAUGAUGCCAAAGCGGCUGCAGGUCCAACCUGCUCCGACCGUCGGCCGUCUGCUCCGACCGGCGGCCGUCUGCUCCGACCGGUGGCCGUCUGCUCCGACCGGUGGCCGUCUGCUCUGAUCGGCGGCCGUCUGCUCUGACCGGCGGCCAUCUGCUC